AGUGAACCUGUAAGUUUGAUCGAGUUUACAAGUUAAGAUGUGCAAAGCAAAUUACCUUCAGAAAAAUUAUCAAAUUCUUUUAAUCAGAUUUCAGAUCAUAAACCUAAAAAAAGUCUUUAAAAUGAAAAGAGUAUGAAAUUGUUUUAAUAAUAUAGAUAGUUAAUCCAUACAAAUCAAAUUGGGCUAAUACUUUGCUAAAUAAACAUUAUAAGGUAGAAGUUACAUGUAAAGGAAGUAAAUGGAUAAUAAAGAAGUUAAGUGAAGAUGAGCCUUCAAAAUCUAUGGUAAGUUGUUUGCCUAAUCUCCCUAAAAAUAUUUAAAGUUAAGGAAAAUUAUUCUCAAAUACAGCCUCAAAGUAUACAAAAAAAAGACUUAAUAAAUUUAUCAUAGAAUAACAUCGAUAAUAUGCAUUAACACCAAUUGAAAUUCGACCUUAUUAAAAUUCAUCACUUCCUCAUUUAACAAAUAAAAAUGAAAAUAAUAAUAACUAUUUCAACAAUAAUAAUAAUAAUAAUAAUAAUAAUAAUAAUAAUAAUGAUAAUAAUUAAAAUAUAAUUAAAAUUCGCUUAAAUUCAGAAUCUCCAUAAUAAAUGCCUAUUUUUGAUAUUAAUUUUAUCAAAAACCUUUAGCAAUUUAUACCAUGA
Messenger RNA from Paramecium primaurelia, 644 nucleotides. The record is from the annotation of a GenBank genome assembly. Lineage: Eukaryota; Ciliophora; Oligohymenophorea; Peniculida; Parameciidae.